This is a messenger RNA of Rhagoletis pomonella (apple maggot), 1374 nucleotides long. Its product is annotated as zinc finger protein 678. The coding region runs from base 52 to 1287 and encodes 411 amino acids. The record is from RefSeq and is a predicted model, not a curated record. Gene Ontology annotation, biological process: regulation of transcription by RNA polymerase II. Gene Ontology annotation, molecular function: RNA polymerase II cis-regulatory region sequence-specific DNA binding; DNA-binding transcription factor activity, RNA polymerase II-specific. NCBI's taxonomy places the organism in Eukaryota, Metazoa, Arthropoda, Insecta, Diptera, Tephritidae. Gene Ontology annotation, cellular component: nucleus. The transcript is spliced from 3 exons.
CAUACAAUAUCUUUGCUUUUGCUUAUAUAUACUUGAUAUAAUUUUGUAAAAAUGUCUCCGGGAAGCUUUGUGAACUCUGACAGUGAUUUGGAAAGUGUUAUCUCUUUUAAAAAUGCACCUAAGCCACGCCGUAGUAGCACUGGACCAAAAUAUUUUUGCAGCAUAGAGUGUUGUGGCCAAAGUUUCAAACGGCUGGAUCAUCUAGAUCGACAUGAAUUCCAUCACACCGGAAUAAAAAAACAUCAUUGCCUUUAUGACGGUUGCGAUAAGGUCUACUCGAUAUUGACGCACUUGAAGCGUCAUCUGCGUACAACGCAUGAACGUGUUGUGCCGCCUACGAAGAAUGUAUCUUGUCAAGUACCUGGUUGUUUGAAAAUGUUCCAGACUGAGACCAAUAUGCUUCGCCAUAUACGAGAGGUACACGAAAAUCCAAAAAUCUAUACAUGCGGAUUUUGUUCAGAAAAGUUCACACAAAAAUUAAAAUUGCGGAGGCAUGAGAUUCAAAAACACACGGAAAAAUAUCCUUACACUUGCAAGAAGUGCUCAAGAGGGUUUUACCAGCAAUGGCAACAUGACCGGCAUGCCCCCGUUUGUAAAGUAUACAUUUGUUCAAACUGUAACACAAAGUUCGAUAAAUGGACGCUGUAUCUGAAGCAUUGCAAAGAAAAGCAACAUGGGCGCAAAUAUUACCGGUGCGAGCAUUGUGAGCGUGUGUAUAACAGACCGAGUGAAUUGCGGAAGCACAUAGGUGCAAAGCAUGUUGAUGAAGAGCAAAAAAUGAUUUUUAAAUGCCAAACCUGUGAUCUUAGCUAUGCUUACGAACGAAAUCUGAGACAACACAUGCGUAUUGCCCACGAUGGCAAACGAUUUGAUUGCAGCGUUGAAGGAUGUGAACGUGUUUUCAGUAGUGGACAAAACUUGGCCAAGCAUUUAAAACGCGUGCACCACGGACCAGCAACAGAAGAUACAAGUAAAAUAACAGAAAAAACUAAAAAGCUUCCAGGGAAGCGAAAAAAACGAAAGGAUGCUGGUCAAUCAAUUAUUUCGAAUCUUGCAAAAUUUAGUGGUAUAGCGGUUAACAAAACACUGGACAAACUACUAAGAGAACGAGAAGACGAUGCCUUAAAAAUUGCUGGGAACGUUUUAAUGGAACAACAAAGUGAGAGUGAAGAUAGCGAAUUUGACGUACCGCUUGCAAAACUCGCACGGGCGUAUAAACCCGAAAGCACAAUUAUUUCAAUAGAUGGUUUAGAAACUUUAAUAUCUGAAAUCUUAGCCGACGCCUAAUAUUUUACAAGAUUAAUUUUUAGUUAAAUUUUUAAUCAAUUUCAAUAUUUUAUAUUAAACGCACUGUAUUGCAUCUCUUAAACAACA